AUGCUCCCCUCUACCAUUGAAGUCCAAACAACCACUGGAGUUGUCACAACUACUUCAGUCCCAACAACCACUGAAGCCUCAACAAUCACUUUAGCUCUGACUAUCACUAUCUACCAUGCAACCACUCAAUCUGCCGCUGAAGCAACCACUGAAGCCACAAUCACUAUAGUUCCUACUACCACUGAAGCCCAAACAACCACUGGAGUUGUCACAGCAAUUUCAGUCUCAGCAUCUGAAGCUGUCACAACUACUGAAGCCCCAACAACCACACUAACCCUGACUACCAAUGAGGCUCUAACAACCACAGGGUAUGAAACAACCACUUCAGCCUUUAACAUCACCAAGAAUCCAGCAUCCACUUGA
Molecule: messenger RNA, 363 nt
Organism: Penaeus monodon (black tiger shrimp)
Lineage: Eukaryota; Metazoa; Arthropoda; Malacostraca; Decapoda; Penaeidae
Exons: 2
Coding region: 1-363 (120 amino acids)
Source: RefSeq, a predicted model, not a curated record